AUGAUCGCCACAGCGUUACUCCUCACUCUGGCCGUCGGCGCCCUGUCGCAUCUGGUAUAUCUGUGCUAUUUCCAUCCUCUGGCCCAGUAUCCCGGUCCAUGGCUCGCGCGCUUCACCAAUUUUUGGAGACUAUUAGCCUUUCGCUCCGGCCGCCAACACCUCACUGAACUCGCCCUGCACCGCCGGUACGGCCAUGUCGUGCGCGUCGGCCCGAAUUGGCUGUCCUUUGAGACGCUGGCGGAUUUCGAGGCGAUUUAUGGGUUUAAUCGGGAUAUUGAAAAGGACGAGUUCUACAAUUUUGGUCGUAGCAACAAAAGACAAGGGUUUAGUCUGUUUACGGCAAAGACGGAUGCUCAGCAUCGCGACAGGCGGAAAAAAGUGGUUACGCCGGCGUUGACGUUGGCGAAAGUGGGUGGGUAUGUGGAGGUGGUGAGGAAGAAUGUUGGCGUGUUGUUGGCGCGGUUGGACGAUGCUGUUGUUGUUGUUGCUGCAACACAGAGAGACGGAAAAGAGGGAAAAGUGAAUGUGGCUAGGAUUUUGCAUCGGUUUACUAUUGAUACCUCGCUCGAGGUCAUCUAUGGCCCUCAUGUGUGUCCGCAGCCGGUGACUGAUAUCCCCGCCACGGCGGGGUUUCCUGAAGCUAUUAAACUGGCUGGCAAGUCGGCCUGGACGGCGUCUUUGCUGCCGCUGCCCGCCUGGUUUAUGAGCUUGCGGAUCGUGAUGGCUUUGACUGGACGACUCGAUAACUCAAACAACAAGCACGCAACGCCAGUCAAUCUGGCAGCAGUGGCUGCGACCUCGGCCAAACUCAUCUUCAACCCGCAGCGCGAGGAGUUGUUGUCUCAGCACCAACAAAACAGCAUCCUCAAGCACUGGGUCGCCCUGCCGUCCGACGACAGCCGCAAGAUGCCGCCCUCGGAACUGUGGAGCGAAGCCUUUAACCUGGUGCUCGCAGGCACCGGCAGUAGCGCCGCCGCGCUGACGGCGCUUUUGCAUCGCCUUGGGCUCGGCGCGGGCAAGCCAUGGCAGACCAAGAUCCGCGCUGAGAUUGCUGCUCAGCAGAGUAAUGAUAUACCCUCGUCGUCGACGUUUCCCGUGCUCUUCGCGGUCAUCAAGGAGACUCUCCGUCUCGACGCGCCUUUCCCCACGGCGUUUCCCCGCACUAUUCGCGCUGGGGCAGAGAACGCACUGCCGGGGUUGCCCACGGCAUUGCCCGUAGGCACCAGGGUAUCAGCGAGUACAUUCGUCCUGGGCCGGUCACACCGUCUCUGGGGCGCCGAUGCGGACGAGUGGAAGCCUGAACGGUGGCUUGACGGAGAUCACCACGAAGACCUAGACGAGCGGUUCGUCGCGUUCAGCAAGGGUGCGCGACAGUGCGUUGGCCGCGACUUGGCCAUACUGAUGACUGCGAGCGCGGCCAUUGCAGUCCUCAAACAGUGGGAGCUGAGCAGUGUGGGCGCGCUGGAAGGAAACAGCAGUUUCCUGGAGAUGUCGUACGACUCGUGCUGGCUCCGGUUUGAGGAGACGAAUAACGAAUAA
Molecule: messenger RNA, 1539 nt
Organism: Talaromyces rugulosus
Lineage: Eukaryota; Fungi; Ascomycota; Eurotiomycetes; Eurotiales; Trichocomaceae
Exons: 2
Coding region: 1-1539 (512 amino acids)
Molecular function (GO): heme binding; oxidoreductase activity, acting on paired donors, with incorporation or reduction of molecular oxygen; monooxygenase activity
Source: RefSeq, a predicted model, not a curated record